UAUAAAUGCAUGGAGUGUGGACAGUGCUUCAGUGGCAGCAGCAGUCUUACUUCACAUCGCGCAACACACACGGGAGAAAUUAUUUAAAUGCAUGGAAUGUGGAAAGAGCUUCAGUCGAAGCUGUGACCUUAUUAGACAUCAACAAACACACAGAGGAGAGAAACCAUUUAAAUGUAUGGAGUGUGGAAAGAGGUUCAGUCGAAAUGGUCAACUUAGUAUGCAUCAACGAACACACACAGGGGAGAAACCAUUUAAAUGCAUGGAUUGUGGAAAGAGGUUCACUGCCAGCAGUAGCCUUACAUCACAUCAAAGAACCCACACAGGGGAGAAACCAUUUACAUGCAGGAAGUGUGGAAAGAGCUUCAGUAGAAGCAGUCACCUUACUUCACAUCAAAGAAGGCACACAGGGGAGAAACCAUUUAAAUGCACAGAAUGUGGAAAGAGCUUCAGGGAGAGCAGUAGCCUUACUUUACAUCAAAGAACCCACACAGGGGAGAAACCAUUUAAAUGCAUGGAGUGUGGAAAGAGCUCCACUGUAAGCAGUGGCCUCAGUAGACAUCAACGAACACACAGAGGAGAGAAACCAUUUAAAUGCAUGGAGUGUGGAAAGAGGUUCAGUCAGAAUAGUUACCUUAGGAUACAUCAAAGAAUCCACACGGGAGAAACCAUAUAAAUGCAUGGAGUGUGGACAGUGCUUCAGUGUAAGCAGCAGCCUUACUUCACAUCACACAACACACACAGGGAAGAAAUUAUUUAAAUGCAUGGAAUGUGGAAAGAGCUUCAGUCGAAGCUGUAACAUUAAUAGACAUCAACAAACACACAGAGGAGAGAAACCAUUUAAAUGUAUGGAGUGUGGAAAGAGGUUCAGUCAGAAUGGUCAACUUAGUAAGCAUCAACGGACACACACAGGGGAGAAACCAUUUACAUACAUAGAAUGUGGAAAGAGCUUCACUGACAGCAGUAGCUGUCAUGCCAGCCUGCCAGCCUUGCCCUGGCCUGCAUUUAAAAUGGCUAAAUCCCAAAGGGAAUUUUGUGGGGAAUUUUUCCCCUUGACAACUUUUUUUUUAACUUGCUAGCAAGCAGUUAAACAUUUGAUUCUCUUUCAUCACUGUGACUUGGUGAUUUUUACAACACAGCUGUAUCAGCUUACAGUUAGCUUCGGAACUUCUUAUCAGCAGAAGGGGCCUGGUUCCGUCAAGGCCAUAUAACUCCUUGCAUUUGUUAUGGGAAACCAAGAGGAGGCGCCAGGUGCUGUGGGAACAUAGUUUUUUCAUCCCUUUGAUGAAAAUGUUAAUUGGUUAAUUGUCUCUGGCUGGGCGGAAGAUUUCUUCCAUAAGAAGAAGCUCAGAACUUUGGGUUAAGUGUCCCACUUUGGAGCACCACCUUGCCUCUUUGGUGAUGUUCUGUUGUGGCUCCAUUUCCAUCCUGACUCGCAAUUCCCUGAUGGGAAGAAGGCUAUCCAUUUAGAGAUCCUAUGCUUUGUAAGUAUAGCUUAGGCCAGAAAACUUUGUUAUUUUGAUCUGUGCCAAGAAACUUAUUUUAUCUUUUUACUUACUGAAACCUUACCCGUUUGGGUGUAUGGUAACAGGAUUUAAUUUGCUGCUAAAACUUACUUUUGUGCAUCUCUUUGUUUUUGUA
Messenger RNA from Rhineura floridana, 1638 nucleotides. Its product is annotated as zinc finger protein ZFP2-like. The transcript has a single exon. Gene Ontology annotation, molecular function: DNA-binding transcription factor activity, RNA polymerase II-specific; RNA polymerase II cis-regulatory region sequence-specific DNA binding. Bases 92 to 673 code for a protein of 193 amino acids. Gene Ontology annotation, biological process: regulation of transcription by RNA polymerase II. The record is from RefSeq and is a predicted model, not a curated record. Lineage: Eukaryota; Metazoa; Chordata; Lepidosauria; Squamata; Rhineuridae.